AUGCUUUCCCGUUUUGUUGUACGCUCUACUGUCACACGACAUUUAGCUAGAAAAUUUCAGUCAAGUAGCCAUGUAGCCAAUGCUGAAGCCCCUGCAAUUAACCAACAACUUAGGGCAUUAGAAGAAAAAGCCAAGGGGCCAUGGAAAGAAUUAAGUGCGCAGGAAAAGAUUGCAAUUUACCGUCAGUCAUUCAAGACAACUGUUGCUGAACAUAGAAAACCUGGUCCAUCGAAAUGGCAACCCGUAUUUCUUGGAACUUCGGUGUUAAUACUAGUCGCUACCGGUAUUUUCAUGUUUAUGAAAGCAAAAAUCAGUCCACCAACUCCACGUACAAUCAAUAAGGAAUGGAAGGAAGCUCAAAGACAAAGAUUACUUAGUCAACAAGCUAAUCCUAUUGAAGGCAUGUCUACACGUUAUUGUAUUUUGUGGUUAAAACCUACCUUUAGCGAUGUGUUCAGUGAACUAGAAGGCUUGGCAUGUAACAAUUUAUGCUUUCAGAUUUUUAAGUAUUAUGAUCAUAAUGGAUAUUACGGAAAUUGCUUUCAUUUUACUUCCUGCUAUGUUGUAGUAACUUGA
Molecule: messenger RNA, 576 nt
Organism: Trichoplax adhaerens
Lineage: Eukaryota; Metazoa; Placozoa; Uniplacotomia; Trichoplacea; Trichoplacidae
Exons: 4
Coding region: 1-576 (191 amino acids)
Biological process (GO): mitochondrial electron transport, cytochrome c to oxygen
Source: RefSeq, a predicted model, not a curated record